Thecamonas trahens ATCC 50062 is the source of this 1608-nucleotide messenger RNA. RefSeq names its product tripeptidyl peptidase I. Bases 1 to 1590 code for a protein of 529 amino acids. Gene Ontology annotation, molecular function: tripeptidyl-peptidase activity; serine-type endopeptidase activity. Gene Ontology annotation, biological process: proteolysis. The record is from RefSeq and is a predicted model, not a curated record. The transcript has 2 exons. NCBI's taxonomy places the organism in Eukaryota, Apusomonadida, Apusomonadidae.
AUGGCUCGCGCCGUCCCUGAGGCUGUGAGCGUGGCGCAGGUGGAGACGGCUGGGUUUGUGGCGAGGGCGCGGACGGGCGAAGAGGGCGAUCGCAUGGUGGAGAUCCGAUUGUUGCUGGCAGCUCCGCGGCUGGAUGAGCUGAAGGAGGUGCUGGCCAAGGUUUCGGAUCCGUAUUCGCCGAGCUAUGGGCAGUACUUGACCAAGGAGGAGGUGGCGAGCUACACCCGGGUGGAGCAGGCCGUCAUCGAUAGCUGGCAGGCGGCGGUGACUGCGGCGGCGCCUGGCGCGAGCGCGGUAGUCUCAGACUACGGUGAUGCAGUUACGGCGACGAUGACCGUGGCUGAGGCCGAGGCGCUGACUGGCGCGGCGUUUGCGGUCCUCACCCACAAAGAGGCCGGCGUGAUCAUGAUGCGCCCGUUGGAGGCUGCGACGUGGCCGGGAGUGGCUGCCGCCGCACGCAAGGCACUGGUCUUUGCCAUUGGCGUUGAGGAUGUGGCGCUCGGUGGGUCGGACCUCAAGGUGCUCGAGCUCGGGGCGCUCCGUGCCGCCGAGCCGAUCACCCCCAAGGUGAUCAAGGCCAACUACGGGGUGGGCAACGCAACCGGGCACGCCAACAACACGCAGGCUGUGGCCGAAUUUUCGGGUCAGUACUUUGAGCCGUCGGAUCUUGCGACAUUCCUUGCGAACAACGACCUGCCUCCGCAGACCGUGGCCAAGAUUGUGGGCGGCGAUGAUGGGCCGGUGGGCGUGGAGGCGUCGCUGGACGUCCAGACGAUCAUCGGGACUGGGACUGCGACACCGACGUGGUUUGUGUACGGGACGCAGGGCUCGACUUUUGCGGAGCUCAUCCACGGGUGGGCGAGCGAGCUUGCUGCCAUGGCAGCGCCGCCGCUGGUCAACUCGGUCUCAUACGGGUUGGGCAACACCAACACGCCUGAUGGCCUGAAGACGCAGAUCGACGCCGAGUUUGUCAAGCUUGGCUCGCGCGGCGUGAGCAUCAUUUUCUCGUCGGGCGACCACGGGACGAGCUGCGAGCUCUUCCGCGAGGAUGUGCAGUACCCGGCGUCAUCGCCGUAUGUGCUCUCUGUCGGUGCGACGUACCUUGACUCGUCGGGAACCGAGGUCGGCGCGACGCUCUCGGGUGGUGGGUUUGGACGAACCGAGCCGAUGCCGCAGUGGCAGGAGGCGGCGGUCAAGGCGUAUCUGGCGGCGGUGCCGUCCAAGCCACCGGCGCACGAGUUUGACGCGACUAAGCGGGCAAUUCCGGACAUCUCGGCGUACGGUGAGAACGUCAUCAUUGUGGUCAACGGCGAGAACCAGGGCGUGGCCGGGACGAGCUGCUCGGCGCCGAUGGCCGCCGCCAUCUUUGCGCUUGUCAACGGCGACCGCCUCGCCGCUGGCACUCCGCCGCUGGGCUUCCUCCCGCCCAUUGUCUACGCGCAUGGCGAUGCGUUCCAUGACAUUACCUCGGGCCGCAACUCUGAUGGACUCUGCCACGGAUGGGAGGCAAUCAAGGGCUUUGACCUCGUCACCGGCUGGGGCUCGCCGAACUACGCCAAGUUUAGGGCCGCCGCCAUGUCUGUCGUGUAAUCGAAUGAACAAGGUUGG